AUGGUAGCAGCACCACAGCAAGCGACUAGUCAGGUUGCUCAAAACGGGAGCACCACAUUACCGAGAUCUCAUCAUCAAAGAACAGGUAGACCACCUGCAGCCCCAAAAUCUUAUGACUACCUCUUAAAGGUGCUUCUUGUAGGAGACUCUGAUGUGGGUAAACAAGAAAUUUUACAAGACUUGGAAGAUGGAUCUGCAGAUUCACCAUUCUGCAGUGGAAGUGCAUACAAAACGACUACAAUUCUACUUGAUGGAAAGAGAGUUAAACUCCAACUGUGGGACACUUCCGGUCAAGGUCGUUUCUGCACUAUCAUUCGCUCAUACUCCCGUGGUGCUCAAGGCAUACUUUUAGUCUAUGACAUAACAAACAAGUGGUCUUUUGAUAGCAUUGACAGGUGGCUUGAAGAAGUUGAGAAGCAUGCACCUGGUGUGCCAAAAGUAUUAGUUGGCAAUCGGUUGCAUCUCGCAUUCAAACGACAAGUGCAAGAACGCGACGCCGAAUUGUAUGCGGCGAAAAAUCACAUGGCAUUUUUUGAAGUGAGCCCUCUAUGUGACUUCAAUAUUAGAGAGAGUUUCUGUGAGCUAUCACGCAUGGCUCUACAUAGAAAUGGCAUGGAAAGAUUGUGGAGAAGCAAUAAAGUGCUCAGCCUGCAGGAGCUCUGUUGUCGUGCUAUUGUGGCGCGGACAUCUGUAUAUGGUUUAGAGCGAUUACCAUUACCUACCACACUGAAAUCUCACCUGAAGUCAUACGCAAUUUCUGCUGCACCCAGCAGGCAUCGGGCUCGCCUUUCCAAACACCCACAUAACACGCGACUCAACUGCACCGGUAGAAAUUCCUGUACUAUUACG
Messenger RNA from Iphiclides podalirius (scarce swallowtail), 849 nucleotides. The record is from the annotation of a GenBank genome assembly. Lineage: Eukaryota; Metazoa; Arthropoda; Insecta; Lepidoptera; Papilionidae.